AUGGGGAAUUGUUGUGGCAGUCCGAGUUCGGCUACUAGCGAGAGUAAACAAGGGAAACCCAAGAACAAAAACAAUCCUUUUCACAGCAACGAGUACACAACAACGAAUAGAUCUGGAGCUGGAUUUAAGCUCUGUGUGUUGAAAGAUCCUACAGGACAUGACAUUUCCUUGCAGUAUGAUCUAGGACGCGAGGUUGGUCGAGGAGAGUUUGGUAUAACUUACUUGUGUACUGAUAUCAAAACAGGCGAAAAGUAUGCGUGCAAGUCCAUAUUGAAGAAGAAGCUGAGAACAGCAGUGGAUAUAGAGGAUGUGAGAAGGGAGGUUGAGAUAAUGAAGCAUAUGCCUAAACAUCCGAAUAUCGUCUCUUUGAAGGAUUCAUUUGAGGAUGAUGAUGCAGUGCAUAUAGUUAUGGAGUUGUGUGAGGGAGGAGAGCUCUUUGAUCGGAUUGUCGCAAGAGGUCAUUACACUGAGCGUGCUGCUGCUGCGGUUAUGAAGACUAUUGUUGAAGUUGUUCAGAUAUGCCAUAAGCAGGGAGUGAUGCAUCGGGAUCUUAAACCGGAGAACUUUCUUUUUGCAAAUAAGAAAGAGACAUCACCCCUUAAGGCCAUUGAUUUUGGAUUAUCUGUCUUCUUCAAACCUGGUGAACAAUUUAAUGAGAUUGUUGGAAGUCCUUAUUACAUGGCACCCGAGGUUCUGCGACGAAACUAUGGACCAGAGAUCGAUGUCUGGAGUGCAGGAGUCAUACUCUAUAUCCUGCUUUGUGGUGUCCCACCAUUUUGGGCAGAGACUGAACAAGGGGUGGCUCAAGCAAUCAUUAGGUCAGUAAUUGACUUUAAGAGAGAUCCAUGGCCAAGAGUUUCUGACAGCGCCAAAGACCUUGUGAGAAAGAUGCUUGAACCAGAUCCAAAAAAACGGCUUUCUGCUGCAGAAGUACUCGAACAUUCUUGGAUCCUGAAUGCAAAGAAGGCUCCAAAUGUCUCUCUUGGGGAGACUGUGAAAGCAAGGCUCAAGCAGUUCUCUGUUAUGAACAAGCUCAAGAAACGAGCUCUACGAGUGAUAGCUGAGCACUUGUCAGUGGAGGAAGCAGCCGGGAUAAAGGAAGCAUUUGAAAUGAUGGAUGUGAAUAAGAGAGGCAAGAUAAACCUCGAGGAGCUUAAAUAUGGACUUCAAAAAGCUGGACAACAGAUAGCUGAUGCUGAUCUUCAGAUUCUUAUGGAAGCUACUGAUGUUGAUGGGGAUGGGACGCUGAACUAUGGCGAGUUUGUGGCUGUUUCGGUGCACCUGAAGAAGAUGGCGAAUGAUGAACACUUGCAUAAAGCUUUUAACUUCUUUGAUCAGAACCAGAGUGGUUACAUAGAGAUUGAAGAACUCCGUGAAGCCUUGAAUGAUGAAUUGGAUGAUACUAGUAGUGAGGAAGUUAUAGCUGCCAUUAUGCAAGAUGUUGAUACCGACAAGGACGGUCGUAUAAGCUACGAAGAGUUUGCUGCGAUGAUGAAAGCUGGGACAGAUUGGAGAAAAGCGUCGAGGCAGUAUUCCCGGGAAAGAUUCAACAGUUUGAGCCUCAAGUUAAUGAGAGAUGGUUCAUUGCAAUUAGCAGGAGAGACAUAA
Arabis nemorensis is the source of this 1608-nucleotide messenger RNA. Lineage: Eukaryota; Viridiplantae; Streptophyta; Magnoliopsida; Brassicales; Brassicaceae. The record is from the annotation of a GenBank genome assembly.